AUGACUUCACAAAAUGAGGAGGUGGAAAAGGCGCCUAGACUACCUAUGCCAUCACGAAACCCUUUGCCAUUGUCCGCAGCACAAGAAGGUCAAGUCCAAGAAGUUUACCAUGCAAGAGUGCGGAGUUAUUGUGCGGCAGAGAUUAAGGUGUUCGCAGAGUGCGCUCUCGGAAAAACUUUCACUGCCCCAUUCAAGUGUAGAGAACAAAAUCGAGCGAUGAACAAUUGCAUGAUAACACACGCCACACAAUUAGAAAAGGAUGCAGCCAGAGAAGAGUGGUUUUCCCUGAGAUUACAGAGACAAAAGGACCGUGAAGGGAAAGAAGCAAGAAGGAAAGAGCAAGAGAAGUUCCAUAGGGAAUGGUGGGGCUUACCAGCCGAAGAAAGAGAGGGCGAGAAAGGCAAAGAAGUAAUGAGGAACGCCGAGAGAGUUGGUGGAUUUCCGAAGAGGGAUGAGGGACAACUCAGCAAAGACCGACAUAGGUGA
Molecule: messenger RNA, 486 nt
Organism: Sclerotinia borealis F-4128
Lineage: Eukaryota; Fungi; Ascomycota; Leotiomycetes; Helotiales; Sclerotiniaceae
Source: the annotation of a GenBank genome assembly